This is a messenger RNA of Cydia fagiglandana, 2678 nucleotides long. It is a transcript of the gene Task7, whose product is annotated as two pore potassium channel protein sup-9. Gene Ontology annotation, cellular component: plasma membrane. The coding region runs from base 314 to 1279 and encodes 321 amino acids. The transcript has 8 exons. Gene Ontology annotation, molecular function: potassium ion leak channel activity; outward rectifier potassium channel activity. NCBI's taxonomy places the organism in Eukaryota, Metazoa, Arthropoda, Insecta, Lepidoptera, Tortricidae. Gene Ontology annotation, biological process: potassium ion transmembrane transport; stabilization of membrane potential. The record is from RefSeq and is a predicted model, not a curated record.
CCGAUUUGUGUAUUCAUUUGUGCUGUGAUUUUGUACAAACAAUUUAUUUAUUUUAUUAAUUAAAAUUAGCACGUCGAGUCUUUUAUUAUUUAUAAUAGCUUCCUCUAUACCUGUACUUUAAUUAGAAGACUGUUGAAAGCCAAAUUAAUCAUUAGUCGUUUACAUUUUUUACUUAAUUGUAAUCUGCAGUGCAGAAUAUAAAUACCUCACAUAUACAUUAUCGUAUUUAGCACAAAUUUUAUUUAUAAAACGGUGUGCGCCUCGGUGCGAUAAAUAUUAUUUUGCCGCAUAUUGGUGCAUUGCUGGUGGCAUCAUGAAGCGUCAAAACGUCCGCACUCUAUCCCUGGUGGUGUGCACGUUUACGUAUUUGCUGAUUGGCGCGGCAGUUUUCGACGCCUUAGAAUCUGAAACUGAGAGCAAGAGAUGGGAAGUUCUGUCUGACAUGAGGAAUGGCCUUAUGCGCAAAUACAACAUAACGCCUGAAGACUACCACAUGAUAGAGAUAGUUAUAAUAGAGAACAAGCCCCACAAAGCGGGGCCCCAGUGGAAGUUUGCCGGAGCAUUCUAUUUUGCCACUGUUGUGCUGGCUAUGAUUGGGUAUGGACACUCCACACCUGUGACUGUUGGGGGCAAAGCGUUUUGUAUGGCAUAUGCCAUGGUGGGCAUUCCCCUAGGACUCGUAAUGUUCCAGAGCAUAGGCGAGCGUCUGAACAAGUUCGCGUCAGUUGUGAUACGCAGGGCUAAGUGUUACCUGCGGUGCGAGACCACGGAGGCCACGGAAAUGAACCUCAUGUUCGCCACGGGAAUGUUGUCUAGUAUUAUUAUUACUACAGGUGCCGCGGUGUUCUCUCGUUAUGAGGGCUGGAGUUACUUCGACAGCUUCUACUAUUGCUUUGUGACGCUGACAACUAUCGGCUUCGGGGACUAUGUGGCGUUACAGAACGACCAAGCGUUGACUAGUAAGCCAGGCUAUGUAGCCCUGAGUUUAGUGUUCAUUCUCUUCGGGCUAGCGGUGGUAGCGGCUAGCAUCAACUUGCUGGUGCUUCGCUUUAUGACCAUGCAAGCAGAAGAAAACGCCCGCGACGAGGAGAAAGAAGCCGCCCGGACCAUACUGCAACUCGAUGCGCAUGGUCUCGAGGGCCGCCACCACGAUGACCAGGCUUCGGUAAGCGACGUGUGCUCAUGUAACUGCCUGGGGAGCAAGGCGUGCGAGGGCGAGCUGCUGCCCGCCUCCACGCAUAGGGGCUCGCUGGAGAUACUUGAACGAGCCUCCGUCUGAACACAUGGAGAAUCAGCCACUACUCAGUGGAGCUUUGCAAAAAUCACCACCUUAACUCUUAGAGCAUUUAGUAUCUGGCAUCAGUAGCGGAUUUGCAGUCUUUGCCGCCCAAGGCCCCAGGCCCUAUAGCCGCCCCUUUCGCAGUACCCAUCAUAUUGACUACAUUUUAAGUAUUUUUUUGUUAUCAUCAGUGAUUUUUUUGUCACAAUUUGCCGCCCCUAACUUUUUGCCGCCCUAGGCCCGGGCCUACUGGGCCUUAGGGCAAAUCCGCCACUGGUAUCUGGAGACACCUUGGCUGUCGGUUUGUGUGCAAAACAGUCUGGCGAUUUUAGCGGGGAAGGGGCACGUUAAAUGUAUGGCUACUUGUACGUGAUUUGUACGUAACGUACAAAUAGCCAUGUCAGAUAAUCAUGUCCAUAAAAUGUUUGCACAAUUGUGCAAGGUUUUCGGAAGAGGGGUAAGCUCUUAAAGGCGACUCCGGUUAUUAAAUGCUCUAAGCCUUAACUACACAUACCUACAUAAAUAGUUUAACACCUAAUUUCGUUUUCUGGACGAGUAUGGGCAAUUUAAAAAUUUAAAUAACAUUUACAAUAAAGGCCUAUGGUCGGUCGUGUUCAAAUAUGGUUUUGGUCCGGUUCAAAAGGCACUCUCUAAACUAGGCUCCCUAAAAUAUUAAAUAUGUUGAAAAAUACAGUUAAAAUUGAAAUGAUAAUAAAUAACGGUAACUGUCUUAACUAAGAUUAAGCUUAAAGAAUGACGAAGAUAAAGGGAAAUUAAUGAAACGCCGUUAAGUACUUCAGAUAAAUAAAAAGUCAAUAAUUAGAGAUAUAAACUAAUUUUAAUUACCUCGCCUCGGCGUCGAAUUUAACGUACUUAAUUGUACCUAAAUAAAAUAACAGUAUUAAAUAAAUACUAAAAUGACGAUGAUAAUGCAUUUGAACUUAUUAAACCAGUGAGUUUAAACUUAUUCUAAGGUCGUCUUAAGUGUGCUAUAGUUAGUUUUUUUUAGCAUUAGAAAUAAGGUAAACAAUCUUGAUGUGUCUUUUAAUUGAAAAACACAUUUUAAAAAUAAGUUACGGCAAAUAUGUAACAAUUAUGAAUCUAAUACGAUCAUUUAUAUUCUUCAGCUUUUUAAAAAGCGUUUUUCAAUUAAAAGACAUGUCAAGAUCGCUUACCUUCUUUCAAGUUCUUUCUAAUGCUAAAAAAAACGAACUAUAGUCAUGCAUUAACAGCAGUGCUUCUUUUCCUCUUAAAAGUUGGUAGGGCUUCCCCUUUUUAUUCAUAAAUGCAAUUUAUAAUAAGAUAUUUAAUUAUUUAUUCAUUCAUAUUUGCAAAGCAUAUUUGUUUUGUUAUUUAACUUAUUAUAGUAAAUGUUGUGGGAUGAAAUCCUUUUAUUCAA